This is a messenger RNA of Hypanus sabinus (Atlantic stingray), 2472 nucleotides long. RefSeq names its product F-box-like/WD repeat-containing protein TBL1X. Lineage: Eukaryota; Metazoa; Chordata; Chondrichthyes; Myliobatiformes; Dasyatidae. The transcript has 18 exons. The coding region runs from base 732 to 2267 and encodes 511 amino acids. The record is from RefSeq and is a predicted model, not a curated record. Gene Ontology annotation, molecular function: transcription corepressor activity; protein binding. Gene Ontology annotation, cellular component: histone deacetylase complex. Gene Ontology annotation, biological process: regulation of transcription by RNA polymerase II.
UUUCGGGGCAGUGCCUGGCGCCGAGCGCCGAGCCGCGCUCUGUCUCACUGCCUGUCUGUGCUCGAGCCGGUUGUCGUCCCCUCAGGUUCAACUCCUGGGAAAUGAAUGUUUAGCAACCAGCAGCAGCAGAGGCUUCUGACGCCAUUCCGCCAUCAACUUUUACCUUUCUCCUUCUCAUUUCCAUUCGCCACCGCGUCGUUUCGGUGUCAUUAGUUGUAGGAUCAACACAUACAUGCGAACUAUAGUUGAUCUUCUUCCACUUAAAGGCCUUUCCGAGGCACUUUGUAGCCGGGUACAGCAUAAAUACAGCCCGGUGAUGAGUAAUACGUGAAGAACGGUUCUUUUAAACCCUAAGAUUAUUUCUUUAAAAAAAACAAAACACACACAGAAAAGUAGUUGGAGCUUUUCGUUGUUUGUGGAAGUGAAAACAAGCUGUGGGUUUAUUUUACAAGGAUUAUACAAGAAGUGCACAGUAAUGGCCAAAGGCAGAUAUAACAGCAUUCUGAAUACGGAAUUGAUGGCUUUGUGGCAAAGUUUGUGGAUGAUAUGAAGAUAAUUGGAGGGGUCCCUGGCUGAGAGCUGUUCUUGAAGUGUGAGUGAUUGGGCCUCACUUUAUUGGUAACUGAACCUUGCAUUUGUUGUGGAUUCUCUCCAGUUCUCUUAAUCUCUUGGAGAAAAUAGGGCAUAGAUUGCACUUGCUUGUAAACCUCAUAGUGUGAGGUGGGGCUAAGAUGAGCAUAACUAGUGACGAAGUAAAUUUCCUGGUUUAUCGUUAUCUCCAAGAAUCAGGUUUCUCUCAUUCAGCAUUCACAUUCGGAAUAGAAAGUCACAUAAGUCAGUCAAACAUCAACGGGACACUAGUGCCACCUGCAGCACUGAUCUCUAUCCUUCAGAAGGGUUUGCAGUAUGUCGAGGCAGAGAUCAGCAUCAAUGAGGAUGGCACAGUGUUUGAUGGCAGGCCAAUUGAAUCGCUGUCUCUAAUAGAUGCUGUGAUGCCUGAUGUAGUACAGACUAGACAGCAAGCAUUCAGAGAUAAACUGGCACAACAACAGCAAGCAGCAGCUGCAUCUUCAGCUCCACAGCAAACAACACCAAAGAAUGGAGAAGCCACUGUUAAUGGGGAGGAAAAUGGGGCACACACUAUCACAAAUAAUCAUUCUGAUGCUAUGGAAAUAGAUGGAGAUGUUGAAAUUCCUUCCAACAAAUCCACAGUCUUAAGGGGUCAUGAAUCGGAAGUAUUCAUUUGUGCCUGGAACCCUGUCAGUGAUCUUUUGGCAUCAGGUUCUGGAGACUCAACUGCAAGAAUAUGGAACCUCAAUGAAAAUAGCAAUGGUGGCCCUACUCAAUUAGUACUAAGGCAUUGUAUCAGGGAGGGCGGACAGGAUGUUCCCAGCAAUAAGGAUGUUACAUCACUCGACUGGAAUAGUGACGGAACACUUUUGGCCACUGGAUCAUAUGAUGGAUUUGCUAGGAUAUGGACAAAGGAUGGCAAUCUUGCAAGCACCCUUGGACAACAUAAAGGGCCCAUAUUUGCUUUAAAAUGGAACAAGAAGGGAAAUUAUAUUCUCAGUGCAGGAGUUGAUAAGACAACAAUAAUUUGGGAUGCUCAUACAGGUGAAGCUAAGCAACAAUUUCCAUUUCAUUCAGCUCCUGCUUUGGAUGUAGAUUGGCAGAACAACACUACAUUUGCAUCCUGCAGCACUGACAUGUGCAUUCACGUGUGCCGACUUGGCUGUGACCGUCCUGUAAAAACAUUCCAAGGGCAUACUAAUGAAGUUAAUGCAAUCAAAUGGGACCCAUCUGGCAUGUUACUUGCAUCGUGUUCAGAUGACAUGACACUGAAGAUCUGGAAUAUGAAGCAGGAUGCAUGUGUGCAUGACUUACAGGCCCACAAUAAGGAGAUUUACACCAUAAAAUGGAGCCCUACUGGUCCAGGCACCAAUAACCCAAACUCCUACAUCAUGUUAGCCAGUGCUUCAUUUGAUUCUACUGUUCGUUUAUGGGAUGUGGAAAGAGGAGUUUGCCUUCACACCUUAACCAUGCACCAGGAGCCUGUCUAUAGUGUAGCCUUCAGUCCUGAUGGCAAAUAUCUAGCCAGUGGGUCUUUUGACAAAUGUGUCCACAUAUGGAACACCCAGACAGGAGCAUUAGUGCACAGCUAUCGAGGGACUGGAGGAAUCUUUGAAGUCUGUUGGAAUGCGUCAGGGGACAAAGUGGGAGCAAGUGCAUCAGAUGGUUCUGUAUGUGUACUUGAUCUACGGAAAUAGCAGAAUAGAAGGAAAACAGGAUGUAAGACUAGACCAGCAGUGAAUGUGUGGGUGGCAAGCACGCUCCUUCACAAUGUGCCAGCUUCAGAUCUGCAAGAACCUGACUUUUAAAAUGAAAUGGUUAAAACCAGCUCUCCCUGUCCAUUUAAUUUUGAUUUUCUUUUGUUGCCUUUCCAAAAAAAAAAGAUUUUAUUGUCUACACGUU